AUGAAGACUCGCAAAGGAAAAUCUGUGGCUGAACUUAUGUCAGCUAGAAAAGCUAAGAAGACUGUUGUCAUUGGUCCCUCCAAACCAUGGAGCAAGGUUGAAAUAAAGAAGAGGAAGGUCAGAGAUGAUUCUGAGCCUGAAGAGGAUGUUGAGGAAGAUGUCCCUGACAUCUCGCCUGCGAAGAAAACUACUAUUAGGAAGUCUCCUAUUAAAGUACCCGAUGUUCAUUUGGAUAACAUCUCCUUCCAUCUUGAGGAUGGAGCUGCUAAGUGGAAACUUGUGAUUCAGAGAAGGGUGGCUGUGGAAAGGGAAUUGGGAAAAGAUGCUACUGAUGUCAAGGAGGUCAUGAACCUGAUACAAGCUGUUGGGCUUUUGAAGACUGUUGCUGGGUUCUCUCAAUGCUACGAAGGUUUAGUCAAGGAAUUUAUUGUUAAUAUUCCUGAGGAUAUUUCUGAUAAGAACAACAAGGAGUUCUGCAAGGUUUAUGUGAGGGGUAAGUGUAUAACAUUCUCUCCUACUGUUAUUAAUAAUUUUCUAGACAGAAAUAAUGAGGGUGCACGAGAAUUAGAGGUUACAGACAAUCAGUUGACUAUCAAGUAUGUUAUCCUGCAUAAAAUAGGAGCUGCUAAUUGGGUCCCUACCAACCAUAUCUCCACCAUUGCUAAUACUCUUGGGAGGUUUAUUUUUGUUGUUGGGACAAAAGUGAAAUUUGACUAUGGUAGAUAUAUGUUUGAUCAAAUCAUCAAGCAUGCAACUACUAAUGCAGUUAAGCUGCCAAUUGCUUUUCUCUCUAUGAUCUGUGGAAUUAUCUUGAAUCAACAUCAUGGUAUUCUAUGCUCAAAUGAUUUACCUAGUAGGAGAAAACCAGCUCUGUUUGUGCACUACAAACUCUUUGAAGGCAGUCAUGUCGAGGAUAUUGUCAUGACAUCUGCCAUGAGGAGGUCAGUCUCAAAAGUUGGAGCAAUUGCUGAGCUUAAGGAGACUUGGAAAGAGCUGGGUGAAGGGAUUAGGGUAGCCACAGCUAGAAAACAAUCUUUGGAAGCCUUGAUUGAAAGCUUAGAGCAGGCCGAGGGUGAAAAUGUUGAACAUGCUAAUGUCAGCCAUGAAGAAGAAGUUGAAUCCCACACCUCUAGUGAGAGGUCUGCUAAUAAUGAUGAUGCGAGUGGCAAUUCUGCUUCUGAUGCUGCUGAAGAGGCUGCAAACUCAAGCUCUAAUGAGUAG
This is a messenger RNA of Lathyrus oleraceus (garden pea), 1221 nucleotides long. RefSeq lists its product as uncharacterized. The transcript has 2 exons. NCBI's taxonomy places the organism in Eukaryota, Viridiplantae, Streptophyta, Magnoliopsida, Fabales, Fabaceae. The coding region runs from base 1 to 1221 and encodes 406 amino acids. The record is from RefSeq and is a predicted model, not a curated record.